AUGUUUGCGUCACGACGCCUCCUUCAGGCUUGCAGAAUCACCUUGUUUAGCAGAGAAAAUUGCGGACUCUGCACGCAGGCAAAGGCCGUCCUGUCGGAUGUCUGGGACAAGCGGCCGUUUGUCUUCAAGGAGGUGGAUCUGGCACGGCCCGAAUUCAAGUCUUGGAAAGAGUUGUAUGACUUUGACAUCCCCGUGAUUCACAUCAGCAUGGCAGCAUCUGCCGAGGAGCAAGUUGACACCGUCAGCCAGGCUGUCAAGCUCAUGCAUCGGUUCACGGCCGAGCAGGUGGAGGAAAGGAUGGACCAGGUGGAAGAAAAAUAG
Molecule: messenger RNA, 321 nt
Organism: Drechmeria coniospora
Lineage: Eukaryota; Fungi; Ascomycota; Sordariomycetes; Hypocreales; Ophiocordycipitaceae
Product: glutaredoxin domain-containing protein
Exons: 2
Coding region: 1-321 (106 amino acids)
Source: RefSeq, a predicted model, not a curated record